UCUAAAGAAACUUGUGAGUAUCCUGAUAAGUGGUAAGGAAAUGGGGUAGUCGUCAUUUUAUAAAUUUUUACCACAAUAAAAGCCCAAAAACCUGCUAGUAUGGUAGAAAGUAACCGCGGAAGCCUAUUGAAUAAAGGCGGAUUUACUAUCACUAUGUUUACACCACAUUUGUAGCGAUGAAAACAUAACCUGAAUCGUACCUGAAUUAAGAUCAUAGAAUUAAUAAGAUAGUCGAUUUUCUAGAAGAAGAGUCCAAUCAUCCCAAUUAUUACUUAAGACUGUUAAAUAAAAGCUUCGGAUAAUAAGUUGGGGCCGGUUUAAAGUUAAAUUAUGGGAAAGGUCAGCUUACAGAUUAAAGCAACGUUAGAAAAUGUCGACGAAAUUGCUCCAAAUCACCCCGAUUACAAUUAUCUCUUGAAAAUGAAAUGUACAAAUUGUGGAGAAGUCUCAGAUAAAUGGCAUGAUGUUUCAGAAGCACGCACUUAUCCCACAAAGAUGGGAAAAAAAGAUACUCACUUUUUGGCUAAAUGCAAAUUGUGUGGAAGAGAAAGUAGUGUUGACAUUGUUCAAGGAAGUAAUGGAAGCUACACACUUGAGUGCCAAGGCAACUUCAAAUCCAUCGUAACUUUUGAAUGUAGAGGUUUUGAACCCAUUGAGUUUUCACCAGGCCCAGGCUGGAAAGUUAAAGUUAGGGAAACUGGAAAUGUAUUUGAUGCUGACUUAAGUGAAAAAGAAUGGGUGGAGUAUGAUGAAGAACUCGGGGAAUCGUUUGGAAUUUAUGAAUUUGCAAGUCAAUUUGUUAAAGUUAAAUAAUUUGAAUUGAAUUUAAAAGGUGAAACCUCAACUUUGGUUAUUACAGUAGAAAAUAUGAGAUAGAAGUUGGGAGUUCUAUUUUAAACACUUACAAUGCAUUCGAAUGAUCACUUAGCAAAUACUUUCAACAUGUAUAUGUUGUAAGUUAAGAAUAUUUAUAAAAACUAACUUGGAAUAUUUUGGAAGAAGUUUCAAACUGCUGGCUCAUUAAACUAUACUUUAGUUAAGAACGUGUCUCAUUACGAAUUUGUUUCUUCACAUUUUAAACAUUUUCACUAUUACAGUUUAAUGCGUCGUACAGUUUUAUUUUACAUAUAUUUACUAGUAUUUAAUAUAAAUUAAGAGAAUGAACAGAAAAAGAUAAGGUUAUAGUCUUUUUGAAUUUGAAGUAUUUUACUCAAUUGACAGUACACGCCACCUGUUUUACUAAAUGUUUACUACUUUAAAACUAUAUUUACCAGUGGCGCACUGGAAACAGUUCUCAACGGGUUUCUGAAGAAAAAAAACUGUAAAUAUCAGAUUAAAGUUUAUUUAAUUAUAAUAAAAGAUCUUUGUACAAUAUUUACAGUUUGCAAAUGUCGUAAUUUACUGUAUAUAUUACAGAAAUAAUGUACAAAACUCUGUUUCUUUUUAAAUAAAUAAUUUUUAUCACACGUGAUAAAUGAUAAAUCGUACAUACAUGAUUAUAGUUAUAAAGUGUUUUUUUUUAAUUAUGGAAUGCGACACAACUACAAAUUUGUUUUCAAAACAUGAAGUUGUUUCGCAGAAUUAUUUAUUUUUUUAUACGUCGCUGCCGAUUUUUGGCAAUUAUAAAAUUAAAAUAAGUGACUUCUUUUGAACAAUGUGUUUAUACAAAUUAAUAAAUAAUGUUGAGUCGUGGCAGUAUAAUUA
Molecule: messenger RNA, 1704 nt
Organism: Agrilus planipennis (emerald ash borer)
Lineage: Eukaryota; Metazoa; Arthropoda; Insecta; Coleoptera; Buprestidae
Product: UPF0587 protein CG4646
Exons: 3
Coding region: 331-813 (160 amino acids)
Molecular function (GO): zinc ion binding
Source: RefSeq, a predicted model, not a curated record